Molecule: messenger RNA, 1381 nt
Organism: Morone saxatilis (striped sea-bass)
Lineage: Eukaryota; Metazoa; Chordata; Actinopteri; Moronidae
Source: the annotation of a RefSeq genome assembly
AUGCUAGUAAUUCUUACACCAACUCUUAUACUUGUACCCACUAUUUGAAUAACCCCUCCUAAAUGACUCUGGCCUUCAACACUUCUCCACAGUUUGCUUAUUUCCCUAGCUAGCUUCACUUGAUUCAAAAACACUGCCGAAACCGGAUGAUCUUUUUUAACCCCCUAUAUGGCCACAGACCCCUUAUCCUCUCCCCUCUUGGUUUUAACUUGUUGACUUCUUCCCUUAAUGAUUCUUGCAAGUCAAAAUCACCUGUCCUCCGAACCAAUUAACCGCCAACGAAUGUAUAUCUCCCUCCUCACAGCCCUGCAAAUUUUCUUAAUUAUAGCCUUCAGCGCCACAGAAGUAAUUAUAUUUUACGUUAUAUUUGAAGCAACUCUUAUCCCAACACUAUUCCUUAUUACCCGUUGAGGAAACCAAGCAGAGCGACUGAACGCAGGCACAUACUUCCUCUUUUAUACCCUAGCAGGCUCCCUGCCACUUUUAGUCGCCCUCCUCAUUCUUCAAAAUAAUACAGGCACUCUCUCACUACUAACACUCCCCUUUUCCAACCCCCUGCUCCUUAUAACAUACGCCGAUAAAAUAUGAUGGGCCGGCUGCCUUCUGGCCUUCCUCGUAAAAAUGCCCUUAUACGGGGUUCACCUUUGACUUCCUAAAGCCCACGUUGAAGCCCCCAUCGCAGGAUCUAUAAUUCUUGCAGCAGUACUUCUAAAAUUAGGCGGCUACGGCAUGAUACGAAUACUAACUGUCUUAGAAUCUUUAACUAACGAACUAAGCUACCCCUUUAUUAUUUUUGCACUAUGAGGAGUCGUUAUAACCGGCUCUAUUUGUCUUCGCCAAACUGACCUAAAAUCCCUAAUUGCCUACUCGUCCGUAAGCCACAUAGGCCUGGUAGUAGGAGGCAUUCUCAUCCAAACACCUUGAGGGUUCACAGGCGCUCUUAUCUUAAUAAUCGCCCACGGCCUAACAUCUUCUGCACUAUUCUGCCUAGCAAACACAAACUAUGAACGAACUCACAGCCGAACAAUAGUUCUCGCCCGAGGACUACAAACAGCUCUCCCUCUAAUAACAGCUUGAUGGUUUAUUGCCAGCCUAGCCAACCUGGCCCUGCCCCCAUUACCUAACCUCAUGGGUGAACUAAUAAUCAUCUCCUCACUACUAAACUGAUCUUGAUGGACCCUGGCAUUGACCGGAGCAGGUACCUUAAUUACUGCCGGCUACUCACUCUACAUGUUUAUAAUAACACAACGAGGCCCACUACCCGCACAUAUAAUUGCCCUAGACCCAUCAUACUCUCGAGAACACCUUCUUAUCGCCCUCCACCUCCUCCCCUUGAUCCUCCUCAUUCUUAAACCAGAGCUAGUAUGAGGCUGGACCGCAU